AUGGAGAUCGCCCUGGUGCCCCUGGAGAACGGCGGUGCCAUGACCCUCAGGGGAGGAGAGGAGGCCCGGACGACGGCGGGUCAGCUCCGCUGCUCGGCGACGGCCGCGCUCAGCGAUGGACCCAAGCGGCCGGCGCCCAGGAGGCGCAGCGGCGCGGAGAGGGGCGAAGACCCGGGAGGCCGGCCGUCGGCACCACCGCGCCAGGAGCUGCCCCAGGCUAGCCCGCGGCCUCCGGAGGAAGAGGAGGGAGAAGGCGAUCCCGCCCUGGGCGUGGCGGGGGACCAGGUGCUGGGCCCGGGGUCCCUCCAUCACCAGCGCGUCCUCAUCAACAUCUCUGGGUUGCGCUUCGAGACGCAGCUGGGCACCCUGGCGCAGUUCCCCAACACGCUCCUGGGGGACCCGGCCAAGCGCCUGCGCUACUUCGACCCGCUGAGGAACGAGUACUUCUUCGACCGCAAUCGGCCCAGCUUCGACGGCAUCCUCUACUACUACCAGUCGGGGGGCCGGCUUCGCAGGCCGGUCAACGUCUCCCUGGACGUGUUCGCAGACGAGAUCCGCUUCUACCAGCUGGGGGACGAGGCCAUGGAGCGCUUUCGGGAGGACGAGGGCUUCAUCAAGGAGGAGGAGAAGCCCCUGCCCCGCAACGAGUUCCAGCGCCAGGUGUGGCUGAUUUUCGAGUACCCGGAGAGCUCGGGCUCUGCACGGGCCAUCGCCAUCGUCUCGGUCCUAGUCAUCCUCAUCUCCAUCAUUACCUUCUGCUUGGAGACGCUGCCAGAGUUCCGGGAUGAACGCGAGCUGCUGCGCCAUCCCCCGGCCCCCCACCAGCCCCCGGGACCCCACAGGGGGCCCAAUGGCAGCGGGGCCGCAGCGCCCCCUUCCGGCCCCACGGUGGCGCCUCUCCUGCCCAGGACCCUGGCUGAUCCCUUCUUCAUCGUGGAGACCACUUGCGUCAUCUGGUUCACCUUCGAGCUGCUAGUGCGGUUCUUCGCCUGCCCCAGCAAGGCCGAGUUCUCUCGGAACAUCAUGAACAUCAUCGACGUGGUGGCCAUCUUCCCCUACUUCAUCACCCUGGGCACCGAGCUGGUGGAGCAGCAGCAGCCGGGGGGCGGGGGCGGCCAGAACGGGCAGCAGGCCAUGUCCCUGGCCAUCCUCAGAGUGAUCCGCCUGGUCCGUGUGUUCCGCAUCUUCAAGCUGUCCCGCCACUCCAAGGGGCUGCAGAUCUUGGGCAAGACGCUGCAGGCCUCCAUGCGGGAGCUGGGCCUGCUCAUCUUCUUCCUCUUCAUUGGGGUCAUCCUCUUCUCCAGCGCUGUCUACUUCGCGGAGGCCGACAACCAGGAGACCCAUUUCUCCAGCAUCCCGGAUGCCUUCUGGUGGGCGGUGGUCACCAUGACUACGGUGGGCUAUGGGGACAUGAGGCCCGUCACCGUGGGGGGCAAGAUCGUGGGCUCCCUAUGUGCCAUCGCUGGGGUCCUCACCAUCGCCCUGCCCGUGCCAGUCAUUGUCUCCAACUUCAACUACUUCUACCACCGGGAGACGGACCACGAGGAGCAGGCAGUCCUUAAGGAAGAACAGGGCAGUCAGAGCCAGGGGGCUGGACCCACCAGCGCAGGCCAGCGAAAGGCCAGCUGGAGCAAGGGGUCCCUCUGCAAGGCGGCAGGGUCCUUGGAAAACGCAGAUGGCUCUCGAAGGGGCAGUUGCUCCCUGGAGAAGUGUAACCUCAAGGCCAAAAGCAACGUGGAUUUGCGGAGAUCGCUAUAUGCCCUCUGCCUGGACACCAGUCGGGAGACGGAUUUGUAAGGGGGUCCCAGGAGGACAGCUGGCUGCAGGCUGGAGACAGCAGAGGCCUUCUGACCCUGGGGAUCUACUUGACACCGCAGAGUAUUUCAAGCCCACCCUGGUACCUGGGUCUGUCCCUUUUCUCUCACUGCUCCCCUCCUGCCUCCCCCUCCACCUUGAUCCCCUCAUUUUUCCUCUUCUUUCCAUGACCCCAAGGGUCACCUAUUUUUAAAAACUACCACAUUCCAUGACGCAGGAGCUGUUGAAAUGGUGAGCGCUGUGAGAUGGACGUCUUUGUAGCCAGUUUCCUACACCCAGCAGAGGGACAACCCAAACAAAAAUGACUUUAAAUAGCCCAGAUCUCCAGGGAUUUUGUAAAACCCCUCCUCACAUCCCUGUGCUCCAGAUUUGCUUUACAGAUGAUUAUAUUUGUGUAUAAGGGGAAAUAUUAUUUUUAUGGCUGGAGAGUGGAUUUUUGUACCACAGUUCAGAUGGAGAUAUUUUGGAUAUAUUUUCAAGACAUGUGUUAUAUUUAUGGAAGAGAUGGGUUUUGUGAUGUUCUCCCGCAAUACUUACAUUACAGCCGGAGACCCUGGUCCAGCCAUUCUAGAUCCUGUGUCAGUAAGCCUCUCUCUUUUCUGAGAUGUAGUAUCGGUGCUUUGUGUCUGAGGCAGGCAAUGCUCUGGAAGAAAGGCAAGUCUAACUGUUUUCUGUGCGCCUUAAUUCUUGUAACUUUCUUCAAAAAGCAUUUUAAUGAUGUAGGAGGAAGACUUCUGAUAAUUCAUCCUCUUGAAUUUUUAUCCCAGGAAAUAAAA
Molecule: messenger RNA, 2591 nt
Organism: Dama dama (fallow deer)
Lineage: Eukaryota; Metazoa; Chordata; Mammalia; Artiodactyla; Cervidae
Gene: KCNA5
Product: potassium voltage-gated channel subfamily A member 5
Exons: 1
Coding region: 1-1797 (598 amino acids)
Biological process (GO): potassium ion transmembrane transport; protein homooligomerization
Cellular component (GO): membrane; voltage-gated potassium channel complex
Molecular function (GO): protein binding; delayed rectifier potassium channel activity
Source: RefSeq, a predicted model, not a curated record